GCGAGCUGGGGGCGGCCGGGUGGGGCGGCGCGCGGGGCAUGCUGGGAGGCAGCUGGCAGGCGCCAUGCGUCGUUUUUUGCCCGGCUCUGGGGUCCCCUCAGGAAGGAGGGCCGGCGGCGGGUGCUUGUUCCCCGCCGAGCCGCUGCCCACCUUUGCUGCUUAAAAACCCGGUCGCGGCAGCAGGAGAAGGCGAGUCCUUGAUCUUCCCAUUAUAUCAAUGCUGAGUUGUUUUUAUUUUUUUAUUCGUUUUAUUUUUUUAAAGUGAUGGUUUUCUCCCUGAGUUUUCAGCUGCGUUGCAGUCAGAAGCUCAACAGGUGAUGUUUACUGUGCUCCUAGGGCGGGAUAGGGCGGUGGACUUGCCUUCCGUGGAGGUUUCUUCUUCUUCUUCUAAAUCACUUUUUAUUAAGUUAAAAAAAAAUUCAAUAUAUACUUCCCAGGCUAUAGCAUUGGAGGUCUUUAAACAGAGGCUGUCAUGUAUGAUCUAGUUGAGAUUCCUGCAUUGCGGGGGUGGGGUUGGACUGGAUGACCCUCGGGGUCCCCUUUCAACUCCACACCAUUCUGCGAUGGUCAAGCCAUAUCUACACCAGGCAUUUAACCCCCGAAACACUCAUGGCUUCACCCUCCCAAAGCAUUCUGGGAGGUGUAGUUUGUCCAGGGAGCUGAACGUGGUUAGGAGGCCACUCUGUUGCUGGGAAACCCAGCCAGAUGGGUGGGGUACAAAUAAUAAAUAAUAAUAAUUAUAAUUCCUGACCCUACCUGUCAAAGAGGGUUUGACUGUCAAACCCCCUCUGGAAAAUGGUUUGCUCUCAGCACCCUCAACAAACUCCAGCUCCCAGGAUCCUUUGGGAGAAGCCAUGACUGCCUAAAGGGGUAUCAUAGUGCCUUAGAUGUGUGGUGCGAAUGUGCCCUUAAAGGGACCCUGUGAUGCAACAAGAGCACAUGCCAUUUUAUUUCUUCUCUUCACCCUUACCAAAUGUCUUUGGAUCUGUUUUUUUUUUAAUUGAAACUUCUGAGAUUUUAAAAAACCGAUUUCAUCUUCGCCGUUACGCUCCCUCUAAGAAACUCAAGAGCAGAAUAUGUGCUCUUUUUCUUCCUCUCACCCCAUCUUCAUAACACCCCUGAGAGGUAGGCUAUAGGCUAAGGCGAAAGAUAGCCACAUGGCAGACCUUUUCAUUCCCCCUAGUCUUGAUCUGACAGUUAACCACUAGGCCACACUUGCAAUUCUUCUUUUUAUCUUAACCAGGGUUUUAAUUUGCACCUGAUCUCCAAGCGUAGUAGAUAAACCUCCCCAGUUAAAUAACUGUUGAUUUCCUGACUGCAGACAGGUUUGUGUGUUGAGACGCCCCCGCUCACCUGCAGCUAUGGGGGUCCCUCCCCAACCACAAAAAGGAGCCCAGAAGAAGGAAGAGAGGAAACGAACCUUGCCUGCCUCCUCAUCCAAGGAGGGGCGGCCCAAGGAAAACAAGAGAGAGCCUGCCUCCUUAACCCAGGAGGGGGGGCCCAAGGAAAAGAGAGAGCCUGCUUCCUCAACCCAGGAGGGGCAGCCCAAGGAAAAGAAGAGAGAGCCUACUUCCUCAACCCAGGAGGGGGGGCCCAAGGAAAGCAAGAGGGAACCGCUACCCAAACUGGAGCCUGCGGCAGCUGAGUAUUUCCGUCGGGCUCAUGAGACAUUGAAAUCCGGGUUUGACUCUGACGAGGAGAAAGGUGAGAUGUUUUGGGAGAUGCAGGUUGGGUGUGAUGAUGGGGAAAGCAGGUGGAGACAUGGUGGGGGUGUACGUAUAUGAAAAGGUAAAGGACCCCUGGACAGUCCAGUCGAAUUCGACUGUGGGGUGUGGCACUCAUCCCCGCUUUCAGGCCAAGGGAGCCGGCGUCUGUCUGCAUACGGCUUUUCUGGGCCGUGUGGCUACCAGUGUGACUGAACCGCUUCUUGUCUUGGGUCUUGUAAAGAGGUAAAGGACCUGGGUGGGUUCCCAAAGCUGCAGAUGUUCAUUGGGUUAUGUGAGCUAAGAGCAGGAGGCCUUGAUGGGCAGCCGUGUAAAUAAGCCCACGCAAGUUGCUAGUCGUCAACAUUUAUUUUGCUAGCCUGCUAAAAUUCUAGUAUUUUUGAUUCUGCCUGCAGCAGAGGGAUUUCCUUUCCACUGUGGCUAGCAUGGAAAUCCAGGCCCUUUAGCUUCUUAGAAGUCUUGUUGAAAAUACUCCAGUACUACUUUUAUUAUUGCCAUUAAUUCAUUCAUCGCCGCCUAAACUACCAUCUCAAGGUGGCUUAUAUAGAAGAUGACAAACAACACAAAGCCAACAGAUAUACAGAUAUAACAAAUGAGAAUAAAACCACUCAUGGGGAAGACAAAUUUAUCCAGCUGAGCAGGCCUGCCUGAACAAGACUGUCUUCGAUAGCUUCUGGAAAGUGCAGGCAGUGAGGGCCUGUCGUAUCUCAACAGGAAUGUUGUUCCACUAGUCACUGUCCCUCAGCCUAACCUACCUCGCAGGGUUGUCAACUCACUUAGGGGGCAGCUUUCUAUGUCACUUUGAGCUCCUUGGAGGAACAGUGGGCAACCCCCCCCCCCCCCCCGUGUAUGAGUAGCUCACGCCCACCCAACAGGCUUCCUGGCUGACUGGAUAUUUCAGUUUGGGUCUACAGUUGUACCUUGGAUCCCGAACGCCCUGGUACUGGGACAUUUUGGCCCCAGAACUCCACAAACCUGAAAGCGAGUGUUCUGGUUUGUGAACGUUCUUUGGAACCCGAACGUCUGACAGGGCUUCCGAUUGGCUGCAGGAGCUGCUUCCUGCAGCUAAUCAGAAGCCACGCUUUGGUUUCUGAACAUUUUGGAAGUCAAACAGACUUCCAGAAUGGAUUCUGUUUGACUUCCGAGGUACCACUGUGCUUGAUUUUUAAGUGCAAUGGUUCUGCGUCAUUGUACCAAGCACAGCUGCCAAUUCCAUUUAUUCCUUCUGGCAGAUCAGGCCCAGCCCAGAGACCAGGAGUGGGGAAUUUGACACAGGCCAAAUGUGACCCUGCAACCCUCUCUAUCUGGCCCUUGGCUUUCUCCCCAGGGCAUAUGCCUCUCUGGGCCUGCUCCACACUCUCCUUGAGUGUCCUUCAGCUCUUAUUUUCUAGGAAAAUAGAGAAGUGCGUGUAGCAGCUAGCCUUGCUCUACAAACAUAAACGGUGACGGCCAUCUCUCUGCCCACAUUUCCCUUUGGCCCCGCCCACCGCCAGCAAGUGGCCCUCAAAAGGUUGCUCAGAAGGGAGAGUGGCCCCCAGAGUGAAAAAUACUACUAUUUCUGUUCUUUUUCUUUAAUAAUACUAAUAAUAAUAAUAAUUUAUUUAUUUAUACCUCACCCAUCUGGCUGGGUUUUCUCAGCCACUCUGGGCAGCUCUCAACAGGCUAUGAAAAACACGAUAAAAUUCCAAACAUUAAAAACUUCCCUAAUCAGGGCUGCCUUCAGAUAUCUUCUAAAAGUCAGGCAGUUGCUUAUCUCCUUGACAUCUGAUGGGAGGGCAUUCCACAGGGUGGGAGCCACUACCGAGAAGGCCCUGUGCCUGGUUCCCUGUAACCUCACUUUUCGUAGGGAGGGAACUGCCAGAAGGCCCUCGGUGCUGGACCUCAGUGUCCGGGCUGAACGAUGGGGGUGGAGACGCUCCUUCAGGUAUACUGGGCCAAGGCCAUUUAGGGCUUUAAAGGUCAGCACCAACACUUUGAAUUAUGCUCAGAAACAUACUGGGGGGCAACGUAGGUCUUUCAGGACCUUUCAGGACCAAAGCGUGUAUUAUGUGGUCUUAGCGGCCCAGUCUGUGAUCCCAGUCACCAGUCUGGCUGCCGCAUUCUGGAUUAGUUGCAGUUUCUGGGUCACCUUCAAAGGUAGCCCCACGUAGAGUGCAUUUCAGUAGUCCAAGUGGGAGAUAACUAGAGCAUGCACUACUCUGGCGAGACAGUCUGCAGGCAGGGAGGGUCUCAUCCUGCGUACCAGACGGAGCUGGUAGACAGCCGCCCUGGACACAGAAUUGACCUGCGCCUCCAUGGACAGCGGUGAAUCCAAAAUGACUCCCAGGUUGCGCACCUAGUCCUUCAGGGACACAGUUCCCCUAUUCAGGACCAGGGAGUCCCCCACACCCGCCCUCGCCCUGUCCCCUUAAAACAGUACUUCCUUUGAUAAGGCAAUCUCCGCCCCUACAGCUAUGUACCAUCAAUAGCAUCUUCAAAGAGCGAGCUCUGUUGCCAUAGAGACAAAUGGCUUGGCUUUCUUCUGUAUCACCCGGCUGAAUGCCACCUCAUCCCAGGAUGGAAGGCUGGUGAUGAAACUACAACUCCCAUCAGCCCCAGCCAGUGCACGCUGGCGGGGGGGGGCUGGUGGGUGUUGUAGUCCGAAAUGCCUGAUGACGGCUGGGUUGAAAUAAUUUUCUGAAGGUCAGAGUAGCGGAACAGGCUCCUUUAGAAGGAGGUGGGCUCACCUUCACGGAGGCUGGGUGGCCAGGCAGGGAGGGUCAUCUGAUGGGAGGGCGUUCCACAGGGUGGGCGCCACCACUGAUAAGGCCCUGUGCCUGGUUCCCUGCAACCUCACUUCUCGUAGGGAGGGAACCGCCGGAAGGCCCUCGGAGCUGGAUCUCAGUAUCCGGGCCAAACAAUGGGGGUGGAGACGCUCCUUUAGGUAUACUGGGCUGAGGCCGUUUAGGGCUUUAAAGGUCAGCACCAACACUUUGCAUUGUGCCCGGAAACAUACUGGGAGCCAAUGUAGGUCUUUCAGGACCGGUGUUAUGUGGUCUUGGCCGCUCCCAGUCACCAGUCUGGCUGCCACAUUCUGGAUUAGUUGUAGUUUCCAGGUCACCUUGAAAGGUAGCCCCACGUAGAGCGCAUUGCAGUAGUUCAAGCGAGAGAUAACCAGAGCAUGGACUACUCUGGUGAGGCAGUCUGCGGGCAGGGAGGGUCUCAGUCUGCGUACCAGAUGGAGCUGGUAGACAGCUGCCCUGGACACAGAAUUGACCUGUGCCUCCAUGGACAGCUGUGAGUCCAGAAUGACUCCCAGGCUGCGCACCUGGUCCUUUGGGGGCACAGUUGCCCCAUUCAGGACCAGGGAGUCCCCCACACCCGCCUGCCCCCUGUCCCCUUAAAACAGUACUUGCUCUACUCUGGCGAGACAGUCUGCGGGCAGGGAGGGUCUCAUCCUGCGCACCAGAUGGAGCUGGCAGACAGCUGCCCCGGACACAGAACUGACGUGACGUUCCCUUGCCUUUCUCCCCCCCCCCCAGCCCUCUUUGUCAGCAACGUCCUGGUGGAAGCGGAAGCUGUGGCCCUCCCUCUGGCCCUGGACACAGCCGGCUCUCUGCUCCUCCAGGCCCUCCUCCCUUCCGCCUCUGCGCCCAGCCUGAGCCGCCUGCUGCGAGCCUUCCUUCCCUCUCUGCGCCUGGCCGCCUGCCACCCCUGCGGGGCUCACAUCUUGGAGGCCGCCCUGCUCAGAGCACCGGUCCUGAUUUCGGAGGGAGCAGAGGAUGCUGAGGAGCUGGAGGACCACGUCCUGGAGCUGGCGAGGGCCGUGCAGGAGGAGCUGCCCACCUUUGCCCUGGACACCCACGCCAGCUUCGUGGUGCGGACGCUGCUGCAGGUGCUCGGAGGGGUCCGGGUCAGGUCGGACGGGGGACGGGGACUCCCGGGGUCAGGUGAGUGCAGGCUCGCUAUUUAUUUUAUUUUAUCUCUUAAUUUUAUAUCCCACCCUUCACCCGAAGAUGCGGGGCAGCUUGCAGCAUAAAAAUGCAAAACACUUGAGAUAACUAAACAAAACAAACCCGCUGAAAAACAAAUGCCAUUUUUAAAAUUUCAUUUUAUAAUUUAUAUAAAACAGAUAGAGAAAUUAAAGCAAAAGAUGGAAAUGAAAACUUUUUCUUUUAAACCCCCCGCUCUUUUGACACAUUUUUGUUUCGGCAAGCCUCUCCAGCUGAAGCGAGUUUUUGUCUGUUUUCAGUCUAUUGUUGUUUUAGCUUUUCGAAAGUAUUAUUGUUUUAAAUUUCAUCGUUUUAUCUUUUUUAAGACGACUGUGAGGUUGGUUAUUGUUGGUUUUUUUUUCAACCAAGCGGUGUAUAAAUUGUAUGCGAUAAAAAUACAUAAAACUAGCAUCGGCGUGUAGAAUAAGUACAGUUACAUAUGGGGUAACUAGCAAAUCAUUAAGUUAUGAAAAAGGUGAGACUUAAAGGAAGAAUGUUAAUAUUAUUUCAUUGUCAAGCGUGGUUCAAAGUCUGCCAGGCUUGUGACGAUGGUUGACUUAAAAAUGAUGGUUCCGAUAUAUUUGUUAUGCCAAAUCAUGUAAAAUUAUGUGUAAUUUUCACCAUUAUAGCCGUAUCCCAGAGUGAGUGGUGCCAAACAUGCGGUGUAAGAUUUUUGAACUUCUUUCCGCUGAGUUGCAAUAAUUAUUUGAGCUCCCAAGAUCGUGCAUAAGGCCGGUUCUUUUGACAAUAUAUCUACAUUUGUAUCAUCGAAAACAUUCAUUCAUUCAUUAGCAUUUGAUUUUGGACAGCAAACUGUGUGCUUUUUAGUGGCGUGCAUCAUUUCUGUCAACAUUAAAUUCCGGAAAAAGUGCAUUUCCACCAUAAAUGACAAAAUGUGCUCAGUUUAUCACAAUCCUUCCAACAAGGAUAUAGGGGAGAACAUUUGCAACACUUGGAAAGGAGGGCCGUGAGGGUGUUUUAAUAUCAACUAUCUUCCUUCCCCUGACAAUUUUUUCUCUCUCUCAUGAACAUUUCUCUCCUUCUCUCUCCUCCCUCCAGAGUCUUCUUUCUCCAGGGCCAAAAAGGCUAAACUGGAGAGCGAUGGGCCUUCGGAAUUUGAGGUCCCAGAAACCUUCCAGUCCCUCCUGGGCGAAUUCAAAGGGAGCUUUCAGGAGCACAUUCCAAGUGAGGCUGCGCCGCCUGCUGCGAAUGCGAAUCCAGCUCAACCUAGGGGACUCCUGGAGGGAGGAGGGGCUGUUGGAUCUGACGGACACUUCCAUCAGCUUUAGAAAAUGGGGGGGGGGAGAGGGUCUUGGGGGAGAUACAGUGGACUGUACCACUUCCAUGCUGUGGAUGGGGUCUGUGUGCAAUUCUCUCUUUUUCAAAAAAAUAGUUUUUUAUUAUGGAUUUUCUUGUGUUACGAAACAAACAAAUAAGCGAAGGAAAGUACAAUUGGGGGAAAGGAGAGAGAGAUGAGGGGCCGUUGUUCUUUCAUUCUUUCAUUGCUGAUCGUCGUUGGAAGGGACCCCUGAGGGUCAUCCAGUCCAACCCUCUGCAAUGCAGGAAUCUUGGCUAGAUCAUACAUGACAAGCAGCCACAAAACCCACAAGGGAAGAGAGCCUGUGCCUCGUUUCUGAUAUGCAGGAUUGAAAAUGCAAAGGGGCGUUCCAAAAUGUGAUUUUCUUCCGCCUUUCUCGCCUCCCAUCUCCAACUUACUUUGUGAAGUCAUUUUAAGUCUGUUCCACUGCUGUGGGCCUCUUUUUGCCUUAUUGUGGUCUGCAUGCAUAGAUCAGAGUGCAAAACCUUGGUCUUAAAAGACGAGACCCCAGAUUACAUUUGCAAAAAUGAACAGACGUGUUUGAGGGAGCUGAAGAACGUUGGCGUGAGAUGGGCUGUACUCUUAUACGAUGUAGCUUUGCCUUUUGCUCUGUUGGGGCAUCUAUCUAGUAGCAUUGCAAUUAUUACUGUUCUCAUCUACCGUAUUUUUUGCUCUAUAAGACUCACUUUUUCCCUCCUAAAAAGUAAGGGGAAGUGUGUGUGCGUCUUAUGGAGCGAAUGCAGGCUGCGCAGCUAUCACAGAAGCCAGAACAGCAAGAGGGAUUGCUGCUUUCACUGCGCAGCGAUCCCUCUUGCUGUUCUGGCUUCUGAGCUUCAGAAUAUUUUUUUUCUUGUUUUCCUCCUCCAAAAACUAGGUGGAUCUUGUGGUCUGGUGCGUCUUAUAGAGCGAGAAAUACGGUAGUACUUUUCAUCCUGCUCUUCUUACUCGUUGUAACAAGGGACACGGAUGUCAGGUGUGGGUGACGGGUGGCGCCCCCACCUGCAGUAUCUCCUUGCUGAAGUUUAGCAGCUAAACGUCUCCCUCCAAAAUCUUCUUUCCCUCCCCAGGUUUCAUCACCAACAAGUAUUUCAGCCUCUGCCUCCAGGUGGCGCUGGAGGUCUUGCACCGGAAGCUGCCAGCGGACUGCUCAGAGCUGUGCCACUCGAUGAUUGGCUACUUGAGCUCCCGCAAUGUGUCUCCUGGGCAGAGGUAAGCGCUCUGAUUGGCUGUGGGCAGUGGGGGCGGUGAUGGUGGGAGGAGACUUGGAAGCUGCUGCUGCUGCUGUUCCUUUUUAAAGAGAUUUCUAUUAGAUUUUCAUAACUUUAACCAAUGAAUUUCAAAUCUGUUACACAUUUCUCUUAUAAUUUGACUUCCUACCUUGCCGGUCAUGCUGUUUUUAUACCCAUCCCUUUGGUAUGCCUCAUAAUAUUCUGCAUUUCAUCUAAUAUAUGUUCCUCUAGUUCAUAUAUCUUCCCGUUGCUCAAAUUUCAAAUCCUGCCUGUGAUUUCGUUUGGAAGCUGCUGCUGCUGUUCUGGGUGGAUUUAGAACACAGGAUAAUAGAAUUACAGAAUCAUAGACUUGGAAGGGGCGCAAGGAUCAUCUAGUCCAACUCCUAACAAUUCAGGCAUCUCGCCCCGUUGUCCCCUUUCCAAUUUGAAACCAUACCGGGCCCUGCUUAGUUCUGCAAACAUGCGAGCAGUUUUAUUGCUGCACCCACUAGAGAAUAACGAUAAUUUCAUUAUUUAGACCCCACCCACCUGGCUGGGUUGGAGUGGAGCUGUCCUGCCUUCUAGCAAACUUGCGGGGACUCCAUUUAAAAAGAAGUAAACUUACAGGGCCAUGUUGUGAUUGUCCAGAUUGCAACUACAAAAUAUUACUCACCAGCACUUCCUGUUGUUCGCUGUUGGUUCUCUGGGCAGUGUGGUUAGAGCGCCUUGCCUUCUAUAUCUCCCAAAACUGGUUUGAAGUCCGCAUUGGGAUAACGGUUUCAUGAUAUUGGACCCUGCGAUAUAUCGCCAGUGUGCGCUAUGCAAAAAUCGCGAUGCGGGGAAAGCCAGCAAACGCUUCUCUCUAUUCCUGCAGCCCCUGCUAACUCUUCUGGCUCUCCUCUCCCCUGCCUCCUGCAGGGGACAGCGAACCACAAGAGCAGGCGCUGACGAAAGCAGCUGCCGAGACCUGCCCUCGGACGCCAUACGGUUCUUGCUUUAAGUCAGUGGUACCUUGGUUCUCAAACUUAAUCCGUUCCGGAACUCUGUUCCAAAACCAAAGUGUUCCAAAACCAAGGCGCGCUUUCCCAUAGGAAGUAAUGCAAAAUGGAUUAAUCCGUUCCAGGCUUCUAAAAACAACCUGUAAAACAGGCAUUUAACGUGAAUUUUACUAUCUAACGAGAACAUCGUUCCAUAAAACGAAACCACUAAACAAUGUACUGCACACAAUCAGUCAGUCAUUAGCUGAACUGGGUUCCACACAGUCACACAAAAAAGAGAGCCACGAAAACGCAAAAGAAAUAGCAAAAACAGACAGACCUCAGCGUAACACUCAAAACGGAAGUGUGGCACUCAAAGCGGACGUGUAACAGUCAAAACGGAGCACGUUCGGCUUCCGAAAAAAGUUCGCAAACAGGAACACUUACUUCUGGGCUUGCAGUGUUUGGGUUCCAAGUUGUUUGAGAAACCAAGGCGUUUGAGAACCAAGGGUCCACUGUAUAGGAUAGGUGCCAAUCUGGUAGGUGGUUGAGGGAAAUGCCAGCUGAUUUGGCUCCAGGCUUCUUGCUGGGGUUCCUGUUCCCCCUUCCUUUCUCCUGUGAAAAAAAUGAACGGGUUAUCUGCUUCUGAGUUAAACAAAAAAUCAAUCAUGCCCUGUUGUUUAAGCCUCUUUCCUCCCUUCUUCCCUCUUGUACAUGUGUGCCUUUGUCUCCCUGUGCCUACGCUUUUCCCUUCUGCAUUUGUUUCUGUGCGCAUUUGUCUAUGUGUUGGUGCCUCUUCCUUGUCUCUCUCUCCCUUUGUGAGCAUGUGUGGAAUUGCCUGUCUCCCUCCCCAUUUUCUCCUCCUUACCCUUCAUCUCUCCCCAAUUUCCCCUUCACCCAGUGCCGGAUUUACGUAUAAGCUAAACAAGCUAUAGCUUAGGGCCUCACUCUCUUGGGCCCCCCCAAAAAAAAAUUAAAGGAAAAAAACAACAAUGUACAUUUCCAAAGUAUAAGAUAUAAAACAAAACCUACAUACAGCAAUUGUGUUUUAUGUUAUGAAGGCUCCUCUGAUGUAAGCCAGGCAUAGGCAAACUCUGCCCUCAAGAUGUUUGGGACUACAACUCCCAUCAUCCCUAGCUAACAGGACCAGUGGUCAGGGAUGAUGGGAGUUGUAGUCCCAAAAACAUCUGGAGGCCUGAGUUUGCCUAUGCCUGAUGUAAGUCAUGGGCCCCGCCUGCUAGCCUGCUCCCAAAAUAUCAUUGGUUUUCACCUUUCUAUAUAGAGGGUGCCUACAUUCUGCACGGACUGGUUGCAUGGCAACAUGGGCAAAUGGCUUGAGAUACUGAUUAGGUCCAUAAAUUACCAUAUAGCAUAUAUUUAACAGAAAAAAACAGCGACAAAGGAAAGCUGGACAUAUAAAGGGCCCUGUUUCCUUCAGUAGCUUAGGGCCUCAUCAAACCUAAAUCCAGCCCUGUCCUCACCCCCUUUGCUUUCUCACACAUUUGUUCACACAACCCUAUACUUUUGUCGUUGUUGUUAUCCUCCUCCAUUUUUCUUCUUUUCCACCCCCGCCGGUGAGAAUGAAAAGGGGUGGGGAGAAAUGUUCUUAUUUUUCUUUUCUGGUCGUUUUACAUUGUUGGUUCCCCUUAAAUAGCUUACCCCUAUAUUAAAAAGGCAGGUUUUAUGAUUAUUCUUAUUUAAAGGAGGCUAUCUCUUGGCUUCCUUGUCCUCCCUCCUUCUCCCCCUUUGAUUAAGGGGGAGAGAUUGGUGGGACGAGGGUUUUUUGGGGGCCUUCUGUGUCACAAUGGGGGGAGAUGGAGGGGGGAAGAAGGUUGAUCUGGCUGCCUUGUGCUGAAAUGGGAGGCUGGGUAGUUGAGAGGCGAGAACGAUAUGGAAGGUGUUUGCUGGUAAGCAGUGGGAGCAAAUGCAUGUCUUCUCAGAAGCAAGCCCUGCUAAAUUCAAUGGGGCUUACUCCUGGGAAAGUAGAAGUAUGGUAGAUUUAGUUGAACAUAGUGGGACUUACUCACUUGGCCCUCUGAGUGGGGAACAGGGUGGAUUUGAUUUAAAUCAAAUCGAUUUAAAUCACUAGUCAGUAAGACUUGAUUUAAAUCUUUUUUUUUACUGAAUGGUUCAUUCUUGCUGGUAUCAUAUUAAUAUUUACAACCAGAGGAAAGUUUCAUUUUUGGAAUAAUAAAUUUUCAGAGUAGUUUUUACAGUUACAUAAAAAAUCACUGAGCUGGUUAUACUGUCAGAAAUACACAGGCUGAUAAUUAUGAGAUUAUUGUGAGGUUUAAUAAGUUAACUGCUUAUAUUUGGACAACUUUUCUGCUGUACUUUAUUGGAAGGAGAAAGAUAAAUAGAUAAUAAUUUCCUUAAUAAGUUUAAACCAUUUAUUUAACUAAAACAAUAACAUUAUAGCAUAUGUAUCCAUGUUUGUUAACUGAUGUGGUUAAAGUUUUUGAAAAAAAUUGACUGAGUUUUAGCACACAUGAAAAACUCUUUAAAAAUCAUUAUUUCCUGAUGAAUAUAUUGCUUUUGGACUAUAAUGUAACUUGAUUGGAAAACUAUCUUUGGAAAGAUUUUUUCCUCCAAAAGCAUUUUAUUUUAAAAAAUUCAAUUUUAAUUUAAAAAUAUCCGAUAAAGAAAAUAAUAAUCUGAUUUAAAAUAAUAAUAAUAAUUGAUUUUUAUUCACCCUGGCGGGGAAGCAGAUGCAACUUGACACUAGUAAAUUACUAAUUGUUAAUCACAUGCAAGUUUAACAUUUUUACUAAAUCGACCACUUUCACAAAUUUUAAAUUUGCCCCCCAAACCGCACAGAACAUUAAAAUAUUCUCCAGAAACCUUCAGUGGUGCUGUUGAAGCAUGCUAUUGUUGAGUUAAUUUUCGUAGAAUUAUGUGCGUCCAGUUUAGAUUUUUUACUUUUGUUCAAUAUUUUCCCAGAUUAAUUGCGUUCACUAUGACUCAUCGCCGUACUUUGGAACGCCCCGAAUACCACCAUCUGGUAGGCAAGCCCAAAACCAAAAGUCCCGUUUGGAUGCAUUUUGGUUUGCCUGCUGACGAAAGCGACCGCGUGGUGGUUCAUAAUAUCGCCAUUUGUAAAAUAUGUUUGCAUUCCGUAUCAGUGAAGGGCGGAAACACCACCAAUCUCACUAGCCACCUCAAGCUGCACCACCCCCAGAAAUUUAAGGAGCUGCCUUCUUCAUCGGCGGGCGUUUCCGAUUAUUCAUGUAACAAUGCCGACGACCCUCCGGCUGCAGCAGCGGCGGCGGCGGUCAGCGCCUCCGAGCCGGCCAAAACCGCCGCGGAAAUUCCUAGGAAACGGCAAAAAACGCUGUUGGAUUUUCAGCCGCUCAGUUUUGAGACCCCCCGAUCUUGUAGCCAGGCCAUCACGGAGUACCUGGCUACCUGCAUGCAGUCUUACAACAUAGUAGACCACCCAAAAUUUAUCCAAAUGGUCAACACCCUGAACCCAAGGUACCAGUUGCCCAGCAGAAAAUACUUUGCAACCAAAGGCGUUCCGACGUUGUACAACGACACGGUGGAGAAAAUGAGGAGGGAAAUCGGUCGGGUAAAGGAGAGUGAGCUGGUCAUCACUACCGAUUGCUGGACGUCAGUAGGAGGCACCCCGUUUUUGGCCGUGACGGUCCAUUUCAUUUCCGACGAGUGGAAACUGAUCAACGCUUUCUUGGGCUGCAAGCACUUUCUGAAGGACCACACCUCCGACAACCUCUGCGAGAUGCUGGCCGACACCUUGUCGGAGUGGGACAUAGACGUGAAGAACAUCUUUUGCAGCACGACGGACGAUAACGGCGCCAUUCUGAAAGCCGUCCGGCAGCUGGGCUUGGAGUACAUCUCUUGCUUUGCCCAGAACAUCAACACCGGCGUCGGCCGAGCUUUGAACCUGACGCCGCUGCGGAGGGCGAUCGUCAGGCUGAAAAGCCUGCAGAACACCAUUUGCCACAGCUGGAAGAUGAGACGAGACCUUGGCAAAGCCCAAGAGCUCCUUCAGAUGGAGAAAGUGAGCCUGCCCAGCGCUUGCCCCACGAAAUGGUGGAGCGUGCUUAAGCUCUGCCGGAGGUUUCUCGAAAACCAGCUCCCGGUUUGCAAGAUGCUGAUGGAUUACCCGUCCAAAAAGCAUUUGAUGUUGGAAGGCUGCGACGUCUCAGCUGUGCAGGACUUUGUCUCUGCGGCUACCUUGCUGGAAGACAUCACAACGACUCUCAGCGGGAGCAGCUGCGUCACAGCCUCCUCCGUUCUUCCUCUCUAUAGGCAAAUUAAGAAGCGUCUCCAGCCCGAGGAGGGAGACAGCACGCUCUUGCAGGACAUUAAACAUGAGAUUUUGAGCGCGCUGUCGGAAAAGUACGAAAACGGGCCCAUGGUGACCACUUUGGGCCUGGCCUCGUUGUGCGACCCCAGGUUCCGCCUGCGUUUUUUGGAGUCCCCAGAGGCCGUCAGGCAGGAGGCCAUACAAAAGAUGGCCGACUUGCACGCUGGCAGCCUGUCUGCGGAGCCAGACGCUCAGCCUGAUACACCCAAAAAGGAAGGCUUGGCGAAAAUUUUCGAUUUGGAGGAAGAGGAGGACCUUUCGGGGGAUGGAUUUGAACCGCUGUCUGUCUUGAAAGCCGAAAAAGAGCUGAAAGGCUACAUGGCGAUGCCUAGAGUGAACUUUGAUGAUUCCCCACUGAUGUGGUGGAAGACGAACGAGGCGUUCUUCCCAAUGUUGAAGGUGCUCGCAAAGAGGUUUUUGGCUAUCCCGGGGACGAGUGUGUCUUCCGAAAGUGUGUUCAGCUCGGCUGGCAACGUUCUCCAGAAACAAAAGGCGUCUCUCUUGCCGGAGAACGCCGAAAUGCAAAUCUUCCUGGCAAAAAAUAUAAAUUUCGUUUGACGAGUUUCUUCCCCCUCUGUUAAAAUUUAUCCAGGUUUACGAAAGAAAACGAACAAAACAGUCAAAUAACUGGUGUUGUGGGCUGUAUAUGCACAUUCAGCUAAAACUCUAUACUUGAAAUACCUAAAAGUGUGACGCAGAAUUGGCUUUUUUCGCCUUGUUCAGCAAUGUAGUUGAAUUGUUAGGGAGCAUUUUCUCACCUUGCCUUUGAUAUCUAUGCUGCUAACUCUUUAAUUUUAGAGAAAAUGUGCUGGUUAAAAAAAUUAUCAGUGCUGUGAAAUAACUGUUGUAACAGUAUGCUAAAGGUAAGUAAAACUGUAUGCAUUUUAGACCCCUAAAUAGCCGCAGUUGCCAGGACAUUCCCCUGUUUGCCUUGACAAAGCUCCAUCCUUCUUUCAGCCAUCAUGAUAUACAGUGGUACCUCGGGUUACAGACAUUUCAGGUUACAGCUUCCGCUAACCCAGAAAUAGUGCUUCAGGUUAAGAACUUUACUUCAGGAUGAGAACAGAAAUCGUGCUCCGGCAGCACAGAGGCAGCGGGAGGCCCCAUUACCUAAAGUGGUGCUUCAGGUUAAGAACAGUUUCAGGUUAAAAACAGACCUCCAGAACGAAUUAAGUACUUAAACCAAGGUACCACUGUAUCGGUAUAUUGCGAUGUUUCGCUGGUGAUACGUCACAGUGUUGAAAACCAGAUAUUGCCCAGCCUUUCCUAGGAGCUCAUUACUGUCCCUUAGCCUAACCUACCUCGCAGAUUAUUGUGAUUAUAAAAUGGGAGAAGGGGUGAAGGAAGCAGGUUGCAGCCUGGCAGAAAUGGUUUGGUUUCUUUUGCGUGACAUUGACAGCUUCCUAACACACACACACACACACACACACACACACACACACACACACAGAGUCAGUGGCGCUCUGUGCACCGACUGCAAAAAUAUAUCCAGGGAAAGGGAGUUAGAAAAAACCUUUUUAAAUUGUUUCGGAGGUUUAAUCUGAAAUCAAGAUGGAUUUAAGCUGGUUGGGGUCUCUGAUAUCUCCUCUCUUCCAUCGUGGAUGUCAGCUUCCAUAUGCAUGUUGUGGGUUAUUAAUGCUGUUGCUGCAAGUUUGUCACGGCCUUCCGCUAGAACAAUGAACUUCAAAACUAAACUGUGUAUCUUUUUCCAGGGACUGCUAAAAGCGUGUCUUGUUCAGGCAACCCUGCCCAGAUAAUGUAGGAUGCCGACACUCUGUUUUAAUCUGGUUCUUCAGCUUGUGGUUGACUUCCAGUUACUUUUGAAAGUUUUGUAGCUUUUGAAUUUCCUUGUUUUUUUCUGUAAACCACUAUGAGUUUGUUUGUUUUUUAAAACAACAACAACAACCAAGCUGUAUAUAUAUAAUUUUAUCAAAUAAAUAAAUAAAUACCAAUGGGGAACAAAUAAAACCAACAAAUAAAUUUACCCCUUCUCCUGUCUGCCUCCUUUUUAUUGGCUCUGGGGGCCUAGAGGGUGGGCUUUGGGACUUUCCAAGGUGUGGGGGGGAUGGGACGUGGUUAAGGAAGCAGCGUGAACUGGCCUGGGACUUCUCUGACCGGGGGACAUCUUUCUCUCUCAGCCCCCUCCUGGUCUUUCUGAAGGACGCCACUUGCAGCCGGGUGCUGGACAAGGUCCUGGAAGUGUCUGACCGGAAAGCCCUGCUCUCCUUCUAUAAGGCCCACAUGAAAGGGCAGCUUCACGUCCUGGCAGCCCACAAGGUGGCCAACUACACCUUGCAGCGGCUCAUCCAGGCAGCCUCCAGGAAAUUGGUGAGUGACAGCCCUUGCGGCCACCAUGGGGGGGUUGGGGGGGACUGAUCAAAACCGUGCCAGCCGUCAACAUGCAGACCAGCGGGAAGAUUUGCCCUUGGUGUGUGUGUGUGUGUUUGGUUGGGGAUAUUUGCCACAUCUGUUGGGAGUUUUUCUAGGCAACCCAAAACCCUUCCAAGUACAGUGGUACCUUGGUUCUCACACAAAUCGGCUCCUGAACAAAUCAGUUCCCGAAAGCAGCAAACCCAGAGGCGAGUGUUCCGGUUUGCGAAUGUUUUCUGGAACCUGAACGUCUGACGCGGUUUCCGAUUGAGUGCAGGAAGCUCCUGCAGCCAAUCGGAAGCUGCGCCUUGGUUUUCGAACCAUUUCAGGAGUCGAAUGGACUCCCGGACUGGAUUAAGCUUGAUGGUACCACUGUACCAGGCCCCGUUGUAGCAAAGUAAACACAUGGCUUCCAAGCCAUGUCUAGCACGGAGUGUAAGAAAUAAAUUGCAGGAAACGUUUGAAUACAGACAAAGGUAUUUCCCGUCGUUCUUAAGCGUAGGUCACAAACUGUACAUAAAUCAAUCGGAGUCCUGAUAAGAGGUUCAACUUAAAAGCUUUGGGCUCGGUCCAAAAGCUGCCAGACUCCCUCUCUCCAUAUCUUCACAGUACGAUAGCAGAGUUCAGACUAAACGUCUCUCUCUGUCCAGUUCGGAAACUGUGUGUUUAGAAAGCCUUCUUCAGAGUGUCCUUGCACCUGCUGUAAGCAAACCGGCUUGGCGCUGCUUCUGGAAACUUCACACAGUUUAAUGUACACAGGCUGUCAUUUCUGAGAAAGAAUGACGCUCGUCCCAACAUGUUUCCCCUACAGAAAACCACAAACGUGCAAGGUUACAUUGGGGGCUUACUAGUUUAGGGCCGUAGCAACCUUUCUGAGUCCAUGCUUCAUUUGACCACCAACCACAUUGUUUCUGCGGCUCCCCUGCGGAAGCCACUUACACUGGGGUCAAGUUACACGUCAGCGAAGUAUUUCCCUGUUCCGCCCUGUCCCUUUUCGACUGGAACACGAGCGAUGCUGCUGCUGUGCGGGGCUCAGCCGACGAACGCCACAUUGCAGCCCCAGCCUGCCUUGGCCGAAAUUGGUGUGCGCUAGGGGUGUGGGGUGGAGAGGGCAAAACGAGAUUAAGAUCAGAAGCAGAACUACUUGUUAUCGCACAGAAGAAAAGCAAAAAGCACAGCACACGCAUGCAGAUACGGUCAACCUAGCGGCAGCUAGACUGGUGACUGGGAGUGGCCGCCGGGACCACAUAACACCGGUCCUGAGAGAUCUGCAUUGGCUCCCAGUACGUUUCCGAGCACAAUUCAAAGUGUUGGUGCUGACCUUUAAAGCCCUAAACGGCCUCGGUCCUGUAUACCUGACGGAGCGUCUCCACCCCCAUCGUUCAGCCCGGACACUGAGAUCCAGCUCUGAGGGCCUUCUGGCGGUUCCCUCCCUGUGAGAAGCCAAGUUACAGGGAACCAGGUAGAGGGCCUUCUCGGUAGUGGCGCCCACCCUUUGGAACGCCCUCCCUUCAGAUGUGAAGGAAAUAAGCAGCUAUCCUAUCCUUAAAAGACAUCUGAAGGCAGCCCUGUUCAGGGAAGUUUUUAAUAUUUAAUGCUGUAUUGUUUUUAACACUUGAUUGGAAGCUGCCCAGAGUGGCUGGGGAAACUCAGCCAGAUGGGCGGGGUAUAAAUAAUAAAUUAUUAUUAUUAUUAUUUCCUGCAGCCUACUCCCUGUCCCCAUAAAGCUGGGUGACUGUUAAGGAGUGGGGGUUGCCUAGGAAGAACUGGGGAGAGGCAUGUCGGGGGUAGAAGGAGAGAGAAACACAGAAGAUGCUCCUCACUUUCAGGGUUACUUUUAUUUUAUUUUAUUUUUUUAUAUGAUAUUUAUUGAACUUUCAGAAAAAAGAAUUACACAAAAACAAGAAGUAAAAAUACAAGAAAAAUACAAAAUACAAAAUACAGAAUAAAAGACACUUAAAAAGAAAAAAAAAGAAAAAUAGAUCAAUCUUUCCAUAGCUUACAUUCAUAUCCUUGUUUCCCUGACCUCCUCAUACCUCCCUUUUUUGUAUUCCAGUUCAAUUAGUUAAGUCAGCAAUUUAUUUCCCUCUUUGUUUUCUCAUAAUCCUUUAACUUAAUAUACUAUAACUUUAAAUUUUCAUCUGUUAUCAAUCCUUUUUUACAUACACCUUUAUGGCAUUGCUGCUUAAACCACCUAGCUUCAUUCUAACAUUCAUUAAUUUUGCAAUAUUUCUGUAAAUAGUCUUUAAAUUUCUUCCCAUCUUCUUCCACCGACUCUACCUACUUUCAGGGUUACUUUUAAAUCCCUCCAUAUAGAGAUCACACAUCCAUCAAGCUCCUUUGCUAUUUUCCUGCAUUUCUCAAGCCCUCUGUGUAACACCAAGGAACUGUUAGCUACUGAAGCUGGGGAGGAUUUUUGGCAGCGGGAAGAUUUUAAGAAGAUGAAUCAGUCACGCAACACUCUUUCCCCACUGUUUUUUUGCCACUGUUAACGAAAGGGCAACCCCCUCAAGUCACCUCAGGGUGCCACGGAACACUGGUUGAAAACCAAUGGUUUUGGGGAAAUGUAAGUAAAAGGGAACACAAGUAAGACGGCAUCUCCUCAGUUUUGGGGGUGCCACAUCCCCGGGGUGCUGCACGCAUGCGGGAAGUCACACAUAGUGGGGAAAUACCACCUAAGAAGCCUUUAAACACCCUCUAAACCUCUGGAGCCCCUUUUAAAAACCAGAGGUUCUUUCUCCUUUCUCAAACUCCAACUCUUCACAGGCCUCAAAGCUCUGUGGUGCAGAAGCUCCUGGGAUCACUUGCUGUUUUCCUGCUCUUUUUUGUAGUUUUUUUUUUUUUUUUUGCAGUUCCCCCACUCUUUUUGGGCCGUUUUUGCCACCCUUGUGUUUAAACUUUUAAACCCUUGUGUUUAAACUUUUGCAGUUUAAAAGCAUUUAUUUCACCAUUUCCCAGUGCUGUGCAUAUAUAUAAUAAUAUAAUAUAUAAUAAUUUAUUAUUUAUACCCCGCCCAUCUGGCUGGGCUUCCCCAGCCACUCUGGGCGGCUUCCAACAAAAUAUUAAAAUACCAUAAUGCAUCAAACAUUAAAAGCUUCCCUAAAGAGGGUUGCCUUCAGAUAUCUUCUACUCAGUCGUGUGCAAGGCUAAUGGGUGUAAGUGGGGAGACCCCUGUAUAAAAUUAUGUGUGGCAUAGAGAUGUUUUUCUCCCUUGCUCUUGAUACUGGACCAUGGUUUCCCCAAACUUGGGUCUCCAGGUGUUUUUGGACUACAGUUCCCAUCAUCCCUGACUUGCUACCUAUGGAUGAUGGGAGUUGUAGUCCAAAAACAGCCAGAGACCCAAGUUUGGGGAAACCUGGGCUAGACAUUUAACAACAACAACAACAACAACAAUUUUUAUUUAUACCCCGCCCUCCCCAGCCAAGGCCAGGCUCAGGGCGGCUAACAAGCAAUAAUAAAAACAAGUUGAAUGAAUACAGCUUAAAAACAAGAUUAAAAUACAUUAAAAUAUUGAAACAUUAAAAUGCAGCCUCAUCACAGGAGGAGAAAGGAAAAAGAAAGAGGGGGAGGGAAUCAAAUUGGCUCCAAGCCAAAGGCCAGGCGGAACAACUCUGUCUUACAGGCCCUGCAGAAAGAAAUCAGAUCCCGCAGGGCCCUGGUCUCAUGAGGCAGAGCGUUCCACCAGGCCGGAGCCAGUGUUGAAAAGGCCCUGGCUCUGGUUGAGGCUAAUCUGACUUCCUUAGGGCCCGGGACCUCUAGGGUGUUGCUAUUUAUGGACCUUAAGGUCCUCCGCGGGGCAUACCGGGAGAGGCGGUCCCGUAGGUACGAGGGCCCUAGGCCGUGAAUAACAAAGCUGAAUAUUGGGAGAAUUCUGGACAGGCAAAAGAGAGGACUUCUUCACACCCCACCUAGUUAAACUACGGAACUUGAAAGGUGGAUCGGAGAAGAAGGCUUAACCAUGGCUACUAGUCAGGGUUUGAAAUCCCCUGGGCGCAUUUUGCUACUGGCAUAGGUCCAGUCGCGGCUACGUGGAGAUUUCUGGGCACCGGGUUGGCGACAGACGUCUCCCAUCGGGCCAGCCAACUGGUGCACAGCAAAAGACACAUGUAUUUCUGCGCUGUCGCAGGAAUCAGGUAUACUGGGCUGAGGCCACUUAGGGCUUUAAAGGUCAGCACGAACACUUAAAUGCUUGGAAAUGUACCAGGAGCCAAUGUAUGGUCUUGGCAGCCAGUCCUAGUCACCAGUCUAGCUGCCACAAUCUGGAUUAGUUGCAGUUUCCAGGUCACCUUCAAAGGCAGCCCCACGUAAGGUAAAGGUAAAGGGACCCCUGACCAUUAGGUCCAGUCUUGGCCGACUCUGGGGUUGCUCAUCUCGCUUUAUUGGCCAAGGGAGCCGGCUUACAGCUUCCAAGUCAGGUGGCCAGCAUGACUAAGCUGCUACUGGCGAACCAGAGCAGCGCACGGAAACGCCGUUUACCUUCCCGCCGGAGGUCUACUUGCACUUUGACGUGCUUUUGAACUGCUAGGUUGGCAGGAGCAGGGACCAAGCAAUGGGAGCUCACCUCGUCGUGGGGAUUCGAACCGCCGACCUUCUGAUCGGCAAGUCCUAGGCUCUGUGGUUUAACCCACAGCGCCACCCGCGUCCCUAUGCAUUAAAUUAGUUGGCUUCAAAUCCCUCUUGACGUCGUUGAGAGGAAUUGCGACGAUGCUGAAACUGGAUGAGAAAGGAAGAUUAAAAACUGGGAAGUUGGGAGGGGAAGAAAAACACAUCUCCCUUAUGCAAAAGGCAUUGGGGAGAAGGCAGUCUACAACUGCCAGCCCUCAGGUUCCCAAUCUCCCUCGUUGGACUCCUUUUCCUUGGAGGUUUUACAGCAGAGCUGCCGGCCAGGGAUUCCUGAGUUUACUUUGCAGCGGGUUGGACUAGAUGACCCUUGGGUGUCCCUUCCAACACUACAAUUCUGCGAUUUCUGUUGGGAAAGUGCUCUUGUAUAUUGACUCUAACCCAGAUUACUGGGCGGAUUGCCCCAAUUACAUCUGUAGAUGAAGGCCUGUAUCAGAAAUGUCAGAUUCACUCCCGUUGGCUCCACCAGGAAUGAUGGGGGUUGUACUUGAACAUGGCCAAAGGUUGUCCAUCCCUGGCCUAGAUGAGUAGAACGCAAUACCAGAAAAGCCUAGCUCCUGGAUCAGGCCAAAGGUCCAUCUAGUUUAAUAAUAAUAAUAAUAAUAAUAAUAAUAAUAAUAAUUUAUUUAUACCCCGCCUAUCUGGCUGGGUUUCCCCAGCCACUCUGGGCGGCUUCCAACAAAGUAUUAAAAUUCAGUAAAACAUUAAAACAUUUUAAACAUUUAAACAUUUUAAACAUUAAAAACUUCCCUGAACAGGGCUGCCUUCAGAUGUCUUCUAAAAGUUUAGUAGUUGUUCUUCUCUUUGACAUCUGGUGGGAGGGUGUUCCACAGGGCGGGCGCCACCACCGAGAAGGCCCUCUGCCUGGUUCUCUGUAACCUCACUUCUCACAGGGAGGGAACCGCCAGAAGGCCCUCGGCGCUGGACCUCAGUGUCCAGGCAGAACGAUGGGGGUUGGAAACGCUCCUUCAGGUAUACUGGACCGAGGCCAGUUUAGCAUCCUGUUCUGCAGUGGCCAGCCACAUGCUCCAAAGUGGAACCCCAGAGGGCAACAGCACUCUCCCAGUUGCCCUUCCCAGCAGACACACUGUCUCCAUAGCCGUUGUGGCUACCAGCCAUAGGUAGCCUUAUCCCCAUGAAUUCCUCUAAUCUUGUGGCGUGAGUUCCACAGUCGGCAGCUAGGCAUCCUUAAGAAGCACUCGACAUUCACAGGAUGCUUACGGCUCCUACCUUAUGAGAGGUAGGAAAACCUCUACAAUGGUACCUUGGUUCUCAAACUUAACCUGUUCCGGAAGUCCGUCCCAAACCGAAGCGUUCCAAAACCAAGCCGCGCUUUCCCAUAGAAAGUUAUGUAAAAUGGAUUCGAUCCAUUCCAGACUUUUAAAAACAACCCCUAAAACAGCAAUUAACAUGAGCUUUACUAUCUAACGAGACCACUGAGUCCUUAAAGUGAAAGCAAUAAUCAAUGUACCGUACUAUAAAAUAAAUAAGACAGUAUCGUAGAUGAUAAAAAUUAAAAUUAUUCACCCCCCUUACCUGCACUGAUGAUAGUCGUCGUUUGCAAGGGGGGCUUUCAUCUAUUUCCGCAGUCACACAGUCAAUGAAUCAGUAGCUGAACUGGGUUCCACACAGUCACAAAAACAGAUGAGCCAAAAAAGCCACAAAAAUGCAAAGUAAAUAGCAAAAACAAAAGCGCCAAACCUAAUCCAUUCCGGAAGUCUGUUUGACUUCUGACAUGUUCAAAAACCAAGGCGCAGUUUCUGAAUGUUUGAAAACCGGAACACUUCUGGGUUUUUGGUGUUUGGAACAGGCGUUUGACAACCAAGAUACACGUGUAACAAGUACCUGGGCGCCAUGCACAAUUUUUCUAUGCUUCGAUUUAGUCUCUUGUUUCCUGCCUUCCCUCUGAAGCCCCAAACAUUGCUACUGUUUCUUGGAAAUGCUUCGUCUCUCCCCCCACUGAGGAUGCCUGCCUCUUCCUGCCCCAUCUCUCUUCCAGCUGGGAAAAAUCCUUGAGGAGCUGGGCCCCGGCGUGGAAGAGAUCUUGGCCUGUGAGCACUUGGGGCUGAUCACAGCGCUUCUGGGAGCCUGCAGAAAACACGGUUCCCACCAGCAGGAGGUGCUGCAACUCCUCAUGGAGGUAAGAACCCUCCCUCCUCCCCUCCGUCCGAAACCCGCAUCUUCUUGCUGAGUCUGAUAUGACCGCUGUUUCCUCCUCUGCUCCUCUCAGGUGUGGGAAUGUUCAGGGAUGCAGGAGAGGAUAUAUUGUUCGAUUAUCGCCUUUCCAACUUGUGUUAACAAGUUCACAAUUUUAGCAGAGUAACAUUCCCUUUUUUUAAACUCAGCGGAUGCAUUUGCUCAGGCUCACUAAAGCCACUAUAAUAACUGUUCUGGUAUUUCCCCCUUAUUCUCUCAUAAUAAGACACGGCAGUCUUCUAUAAAAGUAUAAAAAGAGUUUACUCGCAUUCUGUUCACAAUCGGAUCCCAGAAGGCAGACUUAGCUUAGAAAAGUAACACACACUUGGAAACUAUCUCAUAAGAAGACACUCCCUUUGUCCUCUCUUGGCUGGAAGAGCAUCUUUGGCUAAGCAGAUGUUGCUUCUUCGAUGCAUGUAGUCAAAGAGAGAGAGAUGGCUGCCCUGCCCUGUGCUUUCGUCGUUACCUGCACAGGUGAGGCCACGCCCACCUCUAGUCACAUGCAGAGGAAGUCUGUCCCAGCCCAGAAGGAAACAGGAAGUUUACCUGCUGGCUGGAUAAACACUUCUCCCCAUGGGUAAACAUGUUCACUCUAGGAAUGUUGUACUUGACUGCUCUUGUGUUUCACAUCCCAUAUCAGGCCUUCCACUGCUGGGAGCCCCCGGCCCGCCAGACGGCCUGCGUCCCCCUCAUUGCUUCCGUCCUGGCCUACGAGGUGUAUUAUGGCGAGGACGACGACGAGGAGAACACCCCGCAAGAGGAAGAAGAGGAUCCGUCUCAGCAACAGGUGGGGAAAAGGAGAUCUACAGCCCUGAUCUGGCCACAGUGAUCCACGCGACGGUCACCUCCAGGCUUGGCUACUGUAAUUCGCUCUACGCGGGGCUGCCCUUGAAGCUGACCCAGAAACUCCAGCGGGUGCAGAAUGCUGCGGCAAGACUCCUUACGGGGUCCUCGCCGCGGGAUCACAUUCACCCAGUGCUUUACCAACUGCACUGGCUCCUGGUGGAGUACAGGGUCAGGUUUAAGGUGCGGGUUUUGACCUUUAAAGCCCUAUGUGGCCUAGGACCCACGUACCUACGGGACCGCCUCUCCUGGUAUGCCCCGCGGAGGAACUUAAGGUCCACAAAUGACAACACUUUGGAGGUCCCGAGCCUCAAGGAGCUUAGAUUGGUUUCAACUAGGGCCAGGGCCUUUUCAGCUCUGGUCCCGAUAUAGUGGAAUGCUCUGUCACAAGAAACCAGGGCCCUGCAGGACUUGACAUCUUUCCGCAGGGCCUGCAAGACAGAGCUGUUCCGCCUGGCCUUUGGUUUGGACUCCAUCUGACCCUAAUGUCUUUCCUCCCCUUAUGGUCUUGAUUUAUCAGCUACUUUAAAAUGAGGCUGCAUUUUAAUUGGCAUUUUAACCUGUAUUUUAAAUUGGUAUUUUUUUCUCUCCCCCCACCCCCCGGUGGGAACAGGAUGCUGGCCUAGGUGGGCCAUUGAGGUCUAGCGCUGAGGGCCUUCUGGCGCUUCCCUCACUGCGAGAAGCCAAGUUACAGGGAACCGGGCAGAGGGUCUUCUCGGUGGUGGCACCCGCCCCAAACGUUUAGAAGACAUCUGAAGGCAGCCCUGUUUAGGGAAGCUUUUAAUGUUUAAUAGGUUAUUGUAUUUUAGUGUUUUGUUGGAAGCCGCCCAGAGUGGCUGGGGAAACCCAGCCAGAUGGGUGGGGUAUAAAUAAUAAAUUAUUAUUAUUAUUAUUGGCCUGACCCAGCAGCCUCUUUUCACGUUCCUAUGGGGUUUGACUCCUCUUUGUGGUGCCUAAUCUCGCUCUUCUCUUCCCCGCUAGGCCAGCCCGCCCCGCCCCUUGAGUUCCAUCUCCUACCACGGCUCCCUGAUGCUCCAGGACCUUCUCCACUUUGCCGACCCCUCUGUUGUUCUGCGCAGCCUCGCUGCCACGACCCCCGAGGAUCUGGUCACCCUGGCCCGUGACCCAGCAGGCAGCCACGUCUUCGACGCCCUCCUGGCCAGCCCCUCCGUCCCCGAGAAACAGAGGCGCAAGGUGCUGCGUCGGCUCAAGGUGAGCACUGGGCGGGCUGAUCCCGAGGGCCGAAUUCCUUGCUGAGGAAUGUCGCUUGCUUUCAGGCUGGGCAAGCUCUGCCUCGUCUUGGGCGCUAACCUAUAGGCAGGGCUGUGGUAGAAAUUUAUGGAGCUGGAAGAAAGGUCCCCAUCAGCUGAGGAUUUUUGGGUUUUUGGAAUUUGCAUUUUAUUUAUUUGUCAACAUUCUUAUAUUACAUCGGUAAACGUUGUCAUGGGACGCGGGUGGCGCUGUGGGUAAAACCUCAGUGCCUAGGACUUGUCGAUCGCAGUUCGAAUCCCCGCGGCGGGGUGAGCUCCCGUCGUUCGGUCCCAGCUCCUGCCCACCUAGCAGUUUGAAAGCACACUUAAGUCUUGGUUGACCACAAACUUGACAUGAGCCAACAGUGUGACGUGGCAGCUAAAAAAGCCAAUGCAAUUCUGGGCUGCAUCAAUAGGAGUAUAGCAUCUAGAUCAAGGGAAGUAAUAGUGCCACUGUAUUCUGCUCUGGUCAGACCUCACCUGGAGUACUGUGUCCAGUUCUGGGCACCACAGUUCAAGAAGGACACUGACAAACUGGAACGUGUCCAGAGGAGGGCAACCAAAAUGGUCAAAGGCCUGGAAACGAUGCCUUAUGAGGAACGGCUAAGGGAGCUGGGCAUGUUUAGCCUGGAGAAGAGGAGGUUAAGGGGUGAUAUGAUAGCCAUGUUCAAAUAUAUAAAAGGAUGUCACAUAGAGGAGGGAGAAAGGUUGCUUUCUGCUGCUCCAGAGAAGCGGACACGGAGCAAUGGAUCCAAACUACAAGAAAGAAGAUUCCACCUAAACAUUAGGAAGAACUUCCUGACAGUAAGAGCUGUUCGACAGUGGAAUUUGCUGCCAAGGAGUGUGGUGGAGUCUCCUUCUUUGGAGGUCUUUAAGCAGAGGCUUGACAACCAUAUGUCAGGAGUGCUCUGAUGGUGUUUCCUGCUUGGCAGGGGGUUGGACUCGAUGGCCCUUGUGGUCUCUUCCAACUCUAUGAUUCUAUGAUUCUAAGUGCAAGUAGAUAAAUAGGUACUGCUUUCUAGCGUUUCCGUGUGCUGCGCUGGUGCCGGCUCGCCAGAGCAGCUUCGUCACGAUGUCCAAGUGACCCGGUAGUGUCUCCCGAUCGCGCAGGCCCACGGCGUCUUAAGUGUGAUGGUCGCACAACCCUAGAGUCGGACACGACUGGCCCGUACGGGCAGGGGUACCUUACCUUUACCUUUAAACGUUGUCAUAUUACAUUACAGGACUUACUAUAAUAUAAUUUCCAACAUGUAUACAAAAAUUACCGUAUUUUUCGCUCCAUAAGACACACUUUUUCCCUCCUAAAAAGUAAUGUCCCUCCUAAAAUUUAAUGUUUAAUAUGUUAUUGUAUUUUUGGGUUUUGUUGGAAGCCGCCCAGAGUGGCUGGGGUAUAAAUAAUAAAUUAUUAUUACUAUAAGGGGAAAUGUGUGUGUGCGUCUUAUGGAGCGAAUGGCGAUGCGCAGAGAGGGAAAGCUGCGCAGCGCCCCUUCAGCGAAGCGGGAGGAGAAAUGGAAGGGGCUCCAUUCCUCCUCCCGCUUCACUGGAGAGACACUGUGCAGAGAUGGAGAGAUUUUUUUUAUUGUUUUGAUCCUCUAAAAUCUAGGUGUGUCUUAUGGUCGAGUGCGUCUUAUAGAGCGAAAAAUACGGUAUAUGCAAGUUUGAUAUACCUAGAAAGAAAAUGUAACAAACAAAAAAAGAAGGAACAAAGAGAAAACACAAAAACAACCGCCCCUCAAAUCAUAUACAUACCAACACACUAGACUUCCUGUCUAUCCCGUUGUAUAUUUUUAAGAAUAGACAAAACAAUGUGGGGGCCAAAUUGCAUCCCUGUCUCACCCCCCUAGUCAUCUCAAUGCUGUUUGAUAACUGUCCCUGUCGACCACAUCAGACCUGCAGUUUGGUUCCAUUGUACAGGGCUUUUAUAAGAAAGAGGAGUCGUUUGUCCUGCAAAAUCAGAUUUAAUUUGGACCAUAGCUGGGAUCUGGGGAUGGAGUCAAACGCUGAUUUCAGAUCCAUGAAGGCCACGAAGAGUUUACCCUGUAGAGGCCUGGUAUACUUCUCAGCUAGGAAGGACAGCAUUAGACAGUGGUCUGAUGUUGAAUGGUUCUCAUGAAAGGCUGCCUGGGCUUCAAAUAGUAUAUUAUGUUCAUUCUCUCUCUCUCUCUCUCUCUCUCUCUCUCUCUCUCUCCUCCUCCUCUUUAUAUCCCCAGGGCUGCUAUGUGUCUCUGGCUUGCAGCAAGCAUGGGAGCCGUGUCCUGGACGCCAUUUGGAACAGGGCCACCCUACCAGCCAAGCGAGAGAUGGCGCAGGAACUCGGUAUGACUCUCGUCUCCUCUCCCACAAGAAAAAUGUGUGAGAUGCAACAGCUUUAUUCAUGGGCAGCUGUGAAUUUUGCAGUUUGCUCUGUGGGCGAUUUCUCUCUAAAACCCCCCCCCCUCAAGCUGUCUCUGUCCCUCGUUCUUCCCUGUUCCCUGCCUGCCCUGCCCCCUGAAAGGGCUGCAUCCUGGCCCAGAGACACACGGUACAAAGGGUGCCAGCCUCUCCUUGCAUUCACACCCACCCACACUUGCAGAAUUACUUUUUCGGACAGUGCAGGGAACAAGGGUGUACAGUCAUACCAUGGGAUACAGCCGCUUCAGGUUGCGUUUUUUCGGGUUGCGGACUGACGAAACCCAGAAGUACCGGAAGAGGUUACUUCUGGGUUUCGGCGGUCGUGCAUACGCAGAAGUGCUAUAUCGCGCUUUGGGCAUGCGCAGAAGUGCCGAAUCGCAACCCAUGCGUGCGCAGACGCGGGUUGGAAACGCUGCGGGUUGCAAACGUACGUCCUGCAUGGAUCGCGUUCACAACCCGAGCACCCACUGUACAGUGGUACCUCGGUUUAAGUACUUAAUUCGUUCCGGAGGUCCGUUCUUAACCUGAAACUGUUCUUAACCUGAAGCACCACUUUAGCUGAUGGGGCCUCCUGCUGCCGCCGCGCGCCGGAGCACAAUUUCUGUUCUCAUCCUGAAGCAAAGUUGAAGCACUAUUUCUGGGUUAGUGGAGUCUGUAACCUGAAGCGUAUGUAACCCGAGGUACCACUGUACUUGACGCCUGUUUUCGGAUAUUUGAAGUGACCCCUGGCCAUAGGCAGCGUUCCUCCCCCAAUUGCCUUCUUGCCCAGGCUGUUGAUCCUCCUGUGAUUAGCUGUGAUUUCAGGGGUUGGACUAGAUGAUCGCUGGGGUGUCCCUUCCAACUCUACAUUUCUAUGAAUCUGUGAUCACUGCCAGUAUUAUCCUGGGGACCCCAGUGUGGCAUCCAUGUGCAACAAAGCAUUCUCCGACACCCACCAGGGAACCCACCAAGGUCUCCUACACGCCAUGGUUUUUUAUUUGAACUUUCUUCAAGAGGCCCUGAAUGUUGCCAGUUUUCUUCUGCAAAAUGGUCACCACUGAUUUGCAUCGACGCCAGACCUCUGGGUAGCCUGGGGAGAAAAACAACAACGCGGGAAUUGUUGCUUUGAUGUGAAUGAAUUUUAGACUAGUGGGAAGAUGGAAGUUUUGUUUAUUUUUGUUCAUUUGAUCAUUAAUGGGUCUGAUUAUUGCUUUGUUUAUUAGUUGAGUAUGCUCUUUUUAAAUUGAUGUUACGUUAUAUGAAACAUUCCCCCCCUAAGGUGUUAUGUAUUAUACAGUGGUACCUCGGUUUUCGAACACCGAAAACCCGGAAGCAUUUGCUUCCGUUUUCGAAUGCUUUUUGGAAGUCCCCCCCCCCCCAAUUCCCCCACUGAAAAUGCAGGCUGCUCUUUGCGCUUUGGUUGUCAAACAUUUCAGAAAUCGAACGGUCUUCCAGAACGGAUUUCGUUUGGCAAGCAAGGUGCCACUGUACAGUGGUACCUCGGGUUAAGAAUUCGUUCCGGAGGUCUGUUCUUAACCUGAAACUGUUCUUAACCUGAAGCAUCACUUUAGCUAAUGGGGCCUCCUGCUGCUGCCGUGCCACCGGAACACAAUUUCUGUUCCCAUCCUGAAACAAAGUUCCUAACCUGAAGCACUAUUUCUGGGUUAGCGGAGUCUGUAACCUGAAGCGUAUGUAACCCGAGGUACCACUGUAUAUUUUUCUUUGCUGUGAAUCGCUUAGAUACCUUCGGGUGACAAACGAUUAACAAGCCUAAUACACGAAAUGAAAUGAAUUCCAUACAUUUCUCAACACAGAAUAGAAUAGAAUUUAUUAUUUAUACCCCGCCCACCUGGCUGGGUUUCCCCAGCCACUCUGGGCGGCUUCCAACAGAGUAUUAAAAUACAGUGGUCUGUUAAGCAUUAAAAGCUUCCCUAAACAGGGCUGCCUUUCUAUGUCUUCGAAAAGUCUGGUCUGGUAGUUGUUCUUCUCUUUGACAUCUGGUGGGAGGGCGUUCCACAGGGCAGGCGCCACCACCGAGAAGGCCCUCUGCCUGGUUCCCUGUAACUUGGCUUCUCGCAGGGAGGGAACCGCCAGAAGGCCCUCGGAGCUGAACCUCAGUGUCCGGGUAGAACAAUGGGGGAGGAGACGCUCCUUCAGGUCUACUGGACCGAGGCCGUUUAGGCACCCCCCUGCUCCCCCAACUUCCAGGCAGAUGUUCUUCAGGGUUUUAGGCUUUUCACGAAACCCUAACCCUGGAGAUCCCCCCCCGAACUGUGCUCUUUAGGUCUUAAAGGCUUCUUCUUCUCCUCCCCCCCCCCCCCAAUUUCCAGCGGAGCAUGAAUCACGACUGCAGAACGACCCCUUUGGGCACUUUCUGGUCCGCAACUUCUCCCUGAACCACUUCCUCAAGCGCCGCCAAGACUGGGAGCGCCACCACAAGGCGAAGAAGAAACGGCGGGAGCUGUUCUCCGAGAUCCUGGAGGACUGAAUCGGGAAGAUGCAGUUGGCGGGAGGUCGGGGCUGAAUGAAAACAAAGGGCUGGUGCCCUCUAGGGGGCGCUGUGAGCCUCUCCCAAACCACAGAGAACCCGGAGGAUUGUUCAGAGCAGGGAAAUGCCGCCACUCUGCACUUUCCUCCUCUUGUCUGCUCCCAAAUGGAUCUUUGGUUGUUAUGCAUUUUGUUGUUUUUAAACAUUUGUGGGGACAACUCAAUAAAGUUUUGCUUAAUAUAUCUAUUAAGAGAGUCAUUUCUUUCUUGGCACUGUCGUGC
Podarcis lilfordi (Lilford's wall lizard) is the source of this 29943-nucleotide messenger RNA. Lineage: Eukaryota; Metazoa; Chordata; Lepidosauria; Squamata; Lacertidae. The record is from the annotation of a GenBank genome assembly.